Molecule: messenger RNA, 1057 nt
Organism: Chara braunii
Lineage: Eukaryota; Viridiplantae; Streptophyta; Charophyceae; Charales; Characeae
Source: the annotation of a GenBank genome assembly
GAGGAUGCCAUCUUCCAGUUGAUUUGUUCGACUCAGACGUCUUACGACACACCUGCCAGAGUGGACGAACGGGGGGGGGGUCACCAUGGAUAUGUCUAGAAUGGUCCUCAUCAACGAAAAUGGCCAUGGCACCGGAAGCACCUCUCAGGCAAUGCAAGACGCCGAGUUUGAUGAGGGGGUUUCACAGCAUUGGCCGAACCAGGCGAGCAGUGCCGGUGAGGGAGCACUGCAGGGCGGUGCUGCAAGCGAACCUGAGUUGGUUGGCGUCGACGUUGACGAUGACGACGAUGAAGACGACGAAGAGGAAGAGGUCGUCAUGAAGGAAGUGACACCUGGCGGGAAGAGAAAACAAACAUCAAAAGGUCGGGGAAAGGUGAAGGCGACGGGUAAGGAGGGUGGGACAAAUGGGAAAGGUGGCGAAAGUGGUGGGCGGGUGAACUGGAAUUUGAACGAGUCUCUAGUCCUUGUCCGCUGCAAGCAAGACCAAGAAGACUACUUUGCCAAUGUGGGUACCAACUUCGCUCGCAUGAAAACGAAGGACCAGAAAUGGGCGGACAUCGCCAAGAGGAUGGACAAGGAAGGAGUUCGACGGGACGGGGACCAGUGCAUGAAGAGGUGGGGGAAUAUAUUCGGGUGGAACAGGAAUGUUUGGGACAGGGAGAAGGAGUCGGGACUGCAGUCCUACUUCCUCAUGAGCUCGAAAACAAGAAGGGAGAAAGGAUACAAGUUCAACCUCGACCGCACUUUGUAUGACGCCAUCCACAUCAUGCAGGGGAACAAUCAGGCAGUUCACCCGCCGAAUAUCGCCGACACGGGCAACAGACAGGCACAUCAAUCCCAGCAAGGGGAGCAUAGCCAAGCGGCUGUGGACGGAGGGGAAGCUGACACUUCGGCGAGCAAAAACAAGGAGGCGAUGGAUAUGGCAGCAGGUCAUCAACGAACGGUACGCAGGGGAAGUGGAAGAACGUCAGGCAACUGGCAUUCAAGGCGGUGACCGAGGUCAUGAAAAUGCACUCCACCGUCGUUGCCGAAUCUGUGGACCGUGCAAGCAAGCGCC